Messenger RNA from Scatophagus argus, 1521 nucleotides. It is a transcript of the gene psmc6, whose product is annotated as proteasome 26S subunit, ATPase 6. Gene Ontology annotation, biological process: positive regulation of RNA polymerase II transcription preinitiation complex assembly. Gene Ontology annotation, molecular function: ATP hydrolysis activity; proteasome-activating activity; ATP binding. The transcript has 14 exons. Gene Ontology annotation, cellular component: proteasome regulatory particle, base subcomplex; cytosolic proteasome complex. The coding region runs from base 74 to 1243 and encodes 389 amino acids. Lineage: Eukaryota; Metazoa; Chordata; Actinopteri; Scatophagidae. The record is from RefSeq and is a predicted model, not a curated record.
ACGCAACAGGAACGGCUACUGACAGCAGAACACUGUGGUGACGCUGUAGUUUCCCACAAUUCAGUAGGACAAAAUGGCGGACACAAGGGAGAAGGCAUUGCAAGACUACAGGAAAAAAUUACUCGAACACAAAGAAGUCGACGGGAGAUUAAAAGAAUUGAGAGAACAGCUGAGAGAACAAACUAAACAGUACGAGAAAUCCGAGAAUGAUCUGAAGGCUCUGCAAAGUGUCGGUCAGAUUGUUGGAGAAGUGCUCAAACAGCUGACUGAGGAGAAAUUCAUUGUCAAGGCUACCAACGGUCCACGAUAUGUGGUUGGAUGCCGUAGACAGUUGGACAAAUCACAGCUGAAGCCAGGCACCAGAGUGGCUUUGGACAUGACUACACUUACUAUAAUGAGGUACUUGCCCAGAGAGGUGGACCCCCUGGUGUACAACAUGUCACACGAGGACCCUGGCAGUGUCUCCUACUCUGAGAUUGGAGGCUUGUCUGAACAGAUCCGUGAGCUGAGAGAGGUGAUUGAGCUGCCUCUGACCAACCCUGAGCUCUUCCAGAGAGUGGGGAUCAUCCCCCCUAAAGGCUGUCUUCUCUACGGGCCUCCAGGCACUGGGAAGACUCUUCUGGCCAGAGCAGUGGCCAGUCAGCUGGACUGUAACUUUCUCAAGGUGGUGUCCAGCUCCAUUGUAGACAAAUACAUCGGUGAGAGUGCCAGGCUGAUUAGAGAGAUGUUCAACUAUGCUAGGGACCACCAGCCAUGCAUCAUAUUUAUGGAUGAGAUUGAUGCUAUCGGUGGCCGUCGUUUCUCUGAGGGAACCUCUGCUGACAGAGAGAUCCAGAGGACUCUGAUGGAGUUGCUGAACCAGAUGGACGGCUUUGACACGCUGCACAGAGUCAAGAUGAUCAUGGCCACCAAUAGACCCGACACUCUGGACCCUGCCCUGCUGCGGCCCGGAAGACUGGACCGUAAAAUACACAUCGAAUUGCCCAAUGAACAGGCUCGUCUGGACAUCCUCAAGAUCCACUCCAGUCCCAUCACCAAGCAUGGAGAAAUAGAUUUUGAAGCCAUUGUGAAGCUGUCAGAUGGUUUUAACGGAGCUGAUCUGAGAAAUGUGUGCACAGAAGCAGGUUUGUUUGCCAUCCGCUCUGACCGCGAGUAUGUCACCCAGGAAGACUUCAUGAAAGCAGUGCGGAAGGUGGCUGAUUCAAAGAAGUUGGAAUCUAAAUUGGACUAUAAGCCUGUAUAAAGCCACUGACCCACAUUACACUGGAUCAAAGGCUGAUCAUUCUGUUAUCCCACAAAACAUUUGUGAAAUACCCUUACUAAAAUAUACCAUAUACUGGUUUAUGAACGUUCAUUCCUGUGUCUAUUACCUUGAAGUGAAUGUGAUCAACAUUCAGAAUCUCACUGACUGCAUUGUCAAAAACUAAUUGAACACAUGAUAUGUUGAGUGUGAAAGUUUGUUCUAGACCCUGGAAAUAGUGAUUUGAGGAAAAAGAAAUAAAGCUGUGUUUAAUUCUUUAA